Molecule: messenger RNA, 666 nt
Organism: Fusarium coffeatum
Lineage: Eukaryota; Fungi; Ascomycota; Sordariomycetes; Hypocreales; Nectriaceae
Exons: 1
Coding region: 1-666 (221 amino acids)
Source: RefSeq, a predicted model, not a curated record
AUGAGCUCCUUCUACCGCCCCUCCAACAAAACCACGGCCCAGGCCAACUCGGCCAAGCUCACGCGCUCGGAGCGCGAGGCCCUGGAAGAAAACAACCUCAACAUCCUGCGCGCCAGCAUCGAGCGCACACUAUGGUGUCUCGAGCCGAGUAGCCCUCUGGCAGCCACUCUCCGCAGUACCCAGCAAGAGAUCACUCGACAUUCUCUAUCAUCGCUUAUGCGCGAGAAGCAACCACUCCAAGUACAAGAAGACUCGGAAGAUGAAGAUGAAGACGACGACAAUCUCCUCCCCGACGAAAUCUUCGUCCAGAGCUCGCCGCUCAUUCCCCGCAACAAAAGAACUUCGGCCCGUCUAACGACCAAACUUCCCGACCGACGACGCCCGAUGCCCCGUGAGCAAAUCCUGCCCAGUAUUGAAAAGACAAUCUCCGACCGAACGUCCGAGUCAGUUACUGUGGCGUCUGCGGUGUUCGACUCGCCCAUUAAAGAAAACAGCGCGACCACGGCUGCGACGAGCGUCGAGGCGGAGGAGACGAAGCCCGAGUUCAAGACGCCGGCCAAGAAGAGAGCUGCCGAGGAUGACUACGAGCCUUCAGCUGCGAAGAGGAUUAAAUCGUGGCUGGGCAAUGUUAGCAUCACCAAUCUUAUGGGAGGAUCUAUGGAGUAA